Molecule: messenger RNA, 3581 nt
Organism: Xiphias gladius (swordfish)
Lineage: Eukaryota; Metazoa; Chordata; Actinopteri; Istiophoriformes; Xiphiidae
Product: tubby-related protein 3
Exons: 12
Coding region: 189-1658 (489 amino acids)
Biological process (GO): protein localization to cilium
Cellular component (GO): cilium
Source: RefSeq, a predicted model, not a curated record
AAGUACACUCUCCACCCUACUUGAGAAUAUCCUCCAAUCAACGUCCGCCUAAAUAAAUGGCAGACCAAUAGCGACGUAGGUUCUUAGUGUAUUCGGUAACUAAGGACCGAGUAACAGAGUUCUCCUCAACCGCGUCCACAAAAAGUGUACUGCCGCACGAGGAUCUUCCUUAGCAACCGUGGACUAACAUGAGUUACUACAGCAUAAGACCCUCCAGCUCUGCCAGCUUCUCCUCUAACUCAACAGCAAGUGGCAUUGAAGAUGACAGCGCCAGUCUAAUGCAGCAGAAGCUGGAAAAACAGAGGGCACUGCUGGAACAGAAGCAGCGGAGGAAGCGUCAAGAACCUCUGAUGGUCCAACCCAACACAGAGGCUUGGCCCCGGCGCUCCAGGACACGGCGUGGGGAGGAGCAGGCCCCACUGGUGGAGUCUCAGCUUAGUAUCAUUAACGAUGUCACGGUGGAUGGUAUUGAUGGCCCAGCAGCCUUCAUGGGCUCAGAAGCCCCUGACCUGGGAAUGAAAAUCCAAAUCCUGUCUGUGAGCCAGUCCCAGUCUCAGCCUCAGUCGCAGUCUCAGUCACAGCUUCAGCCUCAAUCCCAGCCCCAGUCCCCUGCUGCCGAGGAGCCUGAGAGAGAUGGAGACACUGAGACUUUGCUAGAGCCCAAGACAGAUAUACACGAAUUACUGCAGAAACAAGGUCUGUCUGGCAGUAUGAACUUCGACGAAGCCAGCGAGCACGAGGAUGAUGUAGAGGAAGAACGGACACGUUCUAUGUCCCCUAACACAGACACCACCAGGCCUGCCUCUGCUGCCAGUGGCAAGGAUGUUUCAGAGGCUGAAACCCCAGGAUCACCCACAGCAGAGAGCUCACUAAUUGAUGUGGCUAAUCUAGAGGAGUUUGUCCUGCGUCCAGCUCCACGUGGCGUCACUGUUAAAUGUCGAAUCACUCGGGACAAGAAGGGUAUGGACCGUGGCCUGUACCCUACCUACUUCAUGCACAUGGAGAAAGAGGAUGGCAAGAGGGUGUUUCUGCUGGCAGGGAGGAAGAGGAAGAAGAGUAAGACAUCCAACUACCUUAUUUCAGUGGAUGCCACUGAUCUGUCACGAGAGGGAGAGAGCUUCAUCGGUAAACUGAGGUCCAACCUCAUGGGCACCAAAUUCACAGUGUACGACAACGGCACCAAUCCCUGCAAAAACCCCGGGGCUCUGUUGGAAGAGACCAACACACGACAGGAACUGGCUGCCAUUUGCUAUGAAACCAACGUACUGGGCUUCAAAGGACCCCGUAAAAUGACUGUAGUCAUCCCGGGCAUGAACAUGAAUUUUGAAAGAGUCCCUGUAAGACCUCAAAAUGAGCAGGAGAGCCUCCUCAGCAGGUGGCACAGUCACUCGCUGGACAACCUGAUAGAGCUGCACAACAAGGCCCCUGUGUGGAACGAUGACACCCAGUCUUAUGUGCUCAACUUCCACGGCCGCGUCACUCAAGCUUCAGUGAAAAACUUUCAGAUAGUUCACGACAAUGACCCUGACUACAUUGUCAUGCAGUUCGGCAGAGUGGCUGAAGACAUCUUCACUCUGGACUACAACUAUCCCAUGUGUGCUCUUCAGGCCUUUGCCAUUGGCCUGUCGAGCUUUGACAGCAAGUUGGCCUGUGAAUGAACCAGCAGUUUUACUUCCACACCCGCACCUUUCCUGCCCACCCUCAAAUCUCUUGUCACGAGAGGUCGACAGCAACAACGCUUGCAUCAUCAGGAAUCCUACAGAUGAAAAGGAACCCAUAUGAAACUGAAACAGGGACGUUUGUCAGAGGUGUUGGCGCAUUGUUGGAAAAUCCGACUCUGUUGGUUCCUGUUUUUUUUUUAAUGCGAUUUUAUAGUUAUUGUUUCGAUAUCAGUUUACCCAUUGUGUACAGUGUAUGUGUAUAUGUACACAUGUAUACAAACUAAAAGGGAAAAAGCAAAACACAUAGCUCUCAUCUGUGCUGGAGACAGGAGUUCCUGUUAGACUCCUAGUGCAAAAAGAUCUGAUAUUAAAUUUAUGGCCUUGUUUGAAGAUAUGUAAUAUGUGUAUUAAUCAUGUAUUUUCUGUUGCUUUUGUUGCCUUUGAAUUUUAUAUCAGUCAGUGUUUUUGGCCAGUCUAACGGCAUAUCUCUAAAAAUGUUAAUGUCGACUGAGAUGUCACACUACAAAGCAUAAACCAUUUUGAAAUAGAAAACAGGGCCUCUCCUCUGGUGCCACCCACUGGGCAAACUGUAGAUUUUUUUUAGUAAUAAGGAACUAAGAAAAGCAAACUAGUUUUUUUUUUUUUUUUUUUAAUCCAUCCAGCAUUUUCUUCUCUGGUCUGUAACGGUCUUGCCGCUAGUGUGGCUACGUAACUUUAAUCUUGUUUACAUCUUCACAUGUGACUUUCUAAGCUGCCAUCUACUCAUAACUCAUUUUGACAUCAUUCUUUUUGUUAUCGUGUCAUCUCUCUUUUUUAUCAAUGUGUGGAAGGUGCAUUAUUCAGAACAGACCCGUCUUAUGGUUUUUGUGUUUUUUGUGAUUAAGUGUAAUUUUUAAUCUUGUGACUGUGAUUUUUCUUUGUCUUAAGGAUAAAUUGGAUUAUCAUAAAAGAGAAAACAAAUGCAGAAUUGCACAUUUUAAGAGAAAGGAUAUACAGACUGUACAUAAAAGACAAGGUAAUGCUGCCUUAUUUGAUUUAUUCAUGCAGUCCUUAAAUAGCAUCAAAUACUAAAUGUCAUUUUAAGGUAUGGAAUUUUAAAAUAAUGGAUGGAAGUUAAGCAUCGAUACAUUGGAUAGAGCUUGUAUAUUCAUGGUUACACAAAUACAGAAAUUGUCUUAGAGAAAGACUAAACAUUAAUGUUUUCAAAAGGAAACUGCAAGACAUCUACUGUAUCUACACUGAGUGCACAAGAUUUGAGUGACAUUUUGUCGAGUUGAGAUUAAGUUGGAGGCUAUUUUGUACAGUCCACAUCUUGCCUGUCUCCAAAUCUAACGCUCCAUCUCCUCCCUUAUAAAUUAUAGGGGAGCAUUAAGGGAAAUCACUAAGGGAUUGUAUAGUUUAAAAGGCUUUACAUCAUCAUUAAAUGUCCCCAAUAGUUUGUCCAUUCAGUGUACUGCAUCUCUUUGAAGGACACGUGAAAACGUUACUGAAAACUUCUGUAUAGUACCAAUAUUUAGGGUCAUUGAUUGCUACAGAGCCAACAGUAAAUAUUUCAUAGUCGCACUUUUAUACAGUUUCAUCUGGAUCCUUUCAAGGAAAAGUCUUCAGUGGGAUAUCCUGCUGAGGAUGCGUUUGAGGGAUAGAUGUGAUUGCUAUGUGAGCGGGCCUUUUCUGCUCUGAAUGGCCCGUCAGAGCCUUACGUCAGUUACAAUCCUCCUUUACACGCGAGCUCCAAUAUCUGGUUUUAAAGGAAUUGUUACAAAAAUAUUUUCAAAAGAACUGUGUGCCAGCGGUUUAUGGAAAUUCCGUUUUGUUAUUUUGUAUUCAAAAUAUUGUAAAGAGAGCGUGCAGUGGAGUUUUGAAGAGAAAGAAAACAUUUACAGAAGAUAUUUUGAAAUAUAUAUAAACACUACAAGAGAC